Messenger RNA from Paecilomyces variotii, 2156 nucleotides. RefSeq names its product putative COP9 signalosome subunit 1. Lineage: Eukaryota; Fungi; Ascomycota; Eurotiomycetes; Eurotiales; Thermoascaceae. The record is from RefSeq and is a predicted model, not a curated record. Gene Ontology annotation, cellular component: COP9 signalosome. Bases 489 to 1949 code for a protein of 486 amino acids. The transcript is spliced from 4 exons.
UGACAUUGAUUCCCCCGCAUACAAUCAACAAACCCUUUCACAUUUCUGCAUAUUCCUCCCCAAAUUGCUCCUUACUCUGCAAAAACCAGGGAGAGUUUAUCAAGCUCCUUGGCACUGCUGGUUGGCGUUAUCGAUACUAGCUACACCUACGGUUCUCCGGUGACUCGGGCAGCUGGUUCGCCGUGAGAGACCACAGAGUGAUCGCGGAUAAAAGUACGUCAGGUGCUUUCUUGCCACAUUAAUAACUAUACGGUGCUUAUAUAUUGGUAUUCCAGCAGCUGUAUCUGAAUAGUUAUUAGCUCACGAGCAGGCGAUCCCGCCGGGACUGCGUCCGGACCUUGCCCCGCUUGGUCGAAGUCGUGCUGCGUUACACAGACGGCAGCGUAGAGUUCUAUACAGUUGGAGAAGCAGCCGCGACAGUGAGGAUAGUCAAAGGAAUCGAGAGAAACAGAGCUCGUGGAAACCAGAGCUCCGGAAAGCUAUCAGUGAUGGAUCACGUGUUGCCUGAUGCGUUUGACGCAUCGCAACCGGGGAUUAGCUAUGGGACCAGGAAUAUCGGCGAGGGGAACGCCCAGGGACGGAUCAAAGUUGAUGAACCGCCAAAGUUCGAUCUGGAAUCCUAUAUCACAAACUAUACUGGGAGGACGAAGUUUGACCGGCUGUUCCUCAUCGGGACUUGUUCCACAUACCUCUCGACCGAAGCGCUCAAGGCUGCUGUCACGGACGCAAAAUCUGGCAAGGAUGUUAGUCGCUACGAGAGAGCAGUGCGUGCACUGGCGGAGGUUGCGCCAAACGAAAGCGAAGCUGUUCUAGAUACCGAGUGGGUCGACCGAACCCAGAAGCUGGUCAAGGCGGAGACGGAUCGACUAGAGCAUGAAUUGAAAGGGUAUAAAAACAAUCUGAUCAAGGAGAGCAUACGGAUGGGAAAUGAGGACCUAGGAGCGCACUAUCAUCAGAUCGGAGAUCUGGCGUCUGCCAGCAAAGCUUACUCCCGAAUGCGAGACUACUGUACAACCCCGAAUCACAUAGCCUCCAUGCUAUUCAAGAUCAUCAAUGUAUCCGUCGACCGCGGCGAUUGGCUUGCAGUCCAAUCAAACGUGCACCGGCUCCGCAACCUGCAGUCGAAACCAGAGGAACAGGCAAAGAACCAACCCAAAAUGUGCGCUGCCAUGGGCCUUGCCCAACUCGCUGCGGGAUCCUAUCUCGAGGCUGCCAAUAGCUUUCUCGCCACAGACCCCAGCCUAGGAGAUAGCUAUAAUGAGAUCAUCACUUCCAACGAUGUUGCCGUGUACGGUGGACUUUGCGCACUUGCAUCGAUGGAUCGCAACGAACUGCAACGCCGCGUCCUUGAUAACUCUUCCUUCCGGAACUUCCUGGAGCUCGAGCCUCAUAUCCGUCGCGCGAUUUCCUUCUUCUGCAAUAACAAGUUCCGAUCUUGCCUUGACAUUCUUGAGGCCUAUCGCACAGAUUAUCUCCUCGACCUCCAUCUCCAACGCCAUGUUCCCAUUCUCUUCGGGCAGAUUCGCACGAAGUCUAUCCAGCAGUACAUUUUGCCUUUUAGCCGGGUCACACUUGAUGCCAUGGCAAAGAUCUUUGCACCCAAAGUUGUCGGCGGACACCCGAAGCCCCUCGACUCGAACUCGCCAUUCGUGCAGGAGCUUAUCCUGAUGAUCCAAGAUGGGCUAUUGGACGCCCGUGUGGAUCUAGAGAAAAUGGUCCUUGUCUCAAAACAAAGCGAUCUUAGAGCAGAAGUUCAUGCGUCUGCGUUGGAGAGCGCCCGUAACUAUACGAAUGAAGCGCAUAUUCGGUUAGUCAGGGCCAACAUCCUACAGUCAGGUCUGGAGGUGAGACCACCGCCUUCAGAGAAGAAAGCAGGUCUUGGGGAGAGAGCGGCGACAAAAGAGUUUGCUGGAACCAAGAUCGGACGUGGUGCGGCGAACUGGGAUUGAAUCCGGUAUUAAUCGCUAGCUGUUAUGAAUCUAUGUGGCAUGGCUUGGGGCAACUGCGCAUAGGACGGCGUAGAGUAGCAAAUUUCGUUAUAUGCUUGAAACGGCCUAUUCUACUUGCUAAACCCAUAAUUUAUUCAAUGGUGUCCUCAAAGCUUCAUAAUUGAUUGCGCUUUACUUUAAGCUAUUGUAAUCGGCCCGAUACCCAAG